Pyrenophora tritici-repentis Pt-1C-BFP is the source of this 2751-nucleotide messenger RNA. RefSeq names its product SEC21, Vesicle coat complex COPI, gamma subunit. Gene Ontology annotation, biological process: intra-Golgi vesicle-mediated transport; endoplasmic reticulum to Golgi vesicle-mediated transport; intracellular protein transport. Gene Ontology annotation, molecular function: structural molecule activity. The record is from RefSeq and is a predicted model, not a curated record. Lineage: Eukaryota; Fungi; Ascomycota; Dothideomycetes; Pleosporales; Pleosporaceae. Gene Ontology annotation, cellular component: Golgi membrane; endoplasmic reticulum; COPI vesicle coat.
AUGGACAAGAAGCACGAGGACGCUGGCGGCGUGGCGCAGAUUGACAAGACAUCCGUCUUCCAAGAAGCACGAGUAUUCAACCAGAGCCCUAUAUCGCCCAGGAAAUGUAGAGUGAUCCUGACCAAGCUGGCCCUACUGCUCUUCACCGGAGAGAGCUGGGGCCGGCAAGAAGCCACGACCCUCUUCUUCGGCAUCUCCAAGCUCUUCCAGAACAAGGAUGCCGCUCUCCGCCAGAUGGUCUACCUGGUCAUCAAGGAGCUCGCUGGCUCUGCCGACGAUGUCAUCAUGGUCACCUCUUCGAUUAUGAAGGAUACCUCGGUCGGCAGCGACGUCGUAUACCGCCCAAAUGCCAUCCGCGCCCUCUGCCGUGUCAUCGACGCUUCCACCGUACAAGCCAUCGAGCGUCUCGUCAAGACGUGCAUAGUCGACAAGAAUCCCUCGGUAGCCUCGGCCGCGCUCGUGUCCUCAUACCACCUCCUCCCUGUUGCAAAAGAUGUCGUUCGGAGAUGGCAGUCUGAAGCCGCAGAGGCAGCUUCUGGAAGCAAGUCGGGCGGUGGUUUCUUGGGUGGGUUUGGAGGAGGCUCGCAUACCACUCUGCAGGCCAGCACAAACUACAUGACACAGUACCAUGCCAUUGGUCUGCUAUACCAAAUGCGCUCUGGCGACAGGAUGAGCUUGGUCAAGAUGGUGCAGCAGUACUCGGCUGCAGGUGUGGUCAAGAGCCCUGCUGCCACCGUCUUGCUGGUUAGGUUGGCAGCUAAGUUGGCUGAGGAGGACCCAAAUCUGCGAAAGCCCAUGAUGCAACUCCUCGACGGUUGGUUGCGCCACAAGUCCGAGAUGGUCAACUUCGAGGCCGCAAAGGCCAUUACCGACAUGCGCGACGUUACCGAUGCCGAGCUCGUACAGGCUGUUCACGUGCUCCAGCUCUUCCUGACAUCCCCUCGCGCUGUCACCAAAUUCGCCGCUCUUCGCAUCCUGUCGCAAAUGGCAUCGUUCAAGCCGGACGCUGUUCGCUCGUGCAACCAGGACAUUGAAUCGCUCAUCACAAACUCGAACCGCAGCAUCGCUACCUUUGCCAUUACUACACUCCUCAAGACGGGCAAUGAGUCGUCUGUAGACAGACUGAUGAAGCAAAUCACAGGCUUCAUGGCUGAGAUUACGGAUGAGUUCAAGGUUACAAUUGUGGAGGCUGUGCGAACACUGGCUUUGAAGUUCAAGGCGAAGCAGUCGGGCUUCCUCGCCUUCCUUAGUGGCAUCUUGCGCGAUGAGGGUGGCUACGAAUUCAAGCGUGCUGUUGUGGAAGCCAUCAUGGACCUUAUCCGCUUCGUACCAGAGGCCAAGGAGGAUGCGCUUGCGACGCUUUGCGAAUUUAUCGAAGACUGCGAGUUUACGAAGCUCGCCGUCAGGAUUCUAUUCGUGCUUGGACGUGAAGGCCCUUCGACACCACACCCCACAAAGUACAUUCGUUACAUCUACAACCGCGUGGUUUUGGAGAAUGCUAUUGUUAGGGCCGCAGCAACCUCCGCCCUUGCCAAGUUUGGUGUUGGUCAGAAAGACCCAGAGAUCAAGAAAUCGGUGCACGUUCUCCUUACCAGAUGCCUCGACGAUGUCGACGACGAAGUCCGAGAUCGUGCUGCGUUGAACCUCCGAUUGAUGGACCAAGGUGACGACGACAUGGCUAUCAGCUUCAUUCGCAACGACUCCAUGUUCUCGCUGCCUGUUCUCGAGCAUCAAUUGGCCAUGUACGUUAGCUCCGACUCUCGCGACACCUUUGAGACCGCCUUCGACAUCACCAAGAUCCCAACAGUAUCACGCGAGCAAGCAGACGCAGCAGAUCUUACCAAGAAGACCGAAGGUGCUACACCAACUCUCAAAGCCCCCAGCGCCGCCAAAGCACCAUCAAAAGCCGGCGCAGAUGCUGCGGCCAAUGCAGCAAACAAUGCGCAAAAGUAUGCUGCGGAGCUACAAAAGAUUCCGGAACUGGCAGCGCAUGGCGGUGUACUCAAGUCGAGUGAUCCUGUCGAGCUUACCGAAUCAGAGACCGAAUACGUCGUUACCGCCAUCAAGCAUAUCUUCAAGGAUCACAUUGUCCUUCAAUACGACAUCAAGAACACUCUUGAUGACACCGUUUUGGUCGACGUUGAGAUGGUUGUCACACCAGAAGACGAUGGCGAUGUCCAAUUAGAAGAGGAAUUCGUUAUCCCAGCACCCAAGCUUGCCACAAACGAGCCUGGAACCGUCUACGUAUCCUUUAAGCGCCUGGAAACCGAGUCGCAAUUCAUCGCCGCUAGCUUCACAAACGUCCUCAAGUUCACAACAAAGGAAAUCGACCCCAGCACCAACGAGCCAGAAGAGGGCGAUGGCUACGCCGACGAAUACUCGGUCGAGGACCUUUACCUCACCGGCGCGGAUUACGUUGUUCCGGCGUAUGCUGGUAGCUUUGACAACGUGUGGGAUCAGUCGAACGGCGAUUCGGCAACUGAGACUCUACAGCUGGGUAACAUGAAGAGCAUAGCAGAUGCAACCGAACAACUCACAAAGACGCUCUCCCUCCAACCCCUCGAAGGCACAGACGUCGCUCUCUCGGCUUCAACACAUACGCUCAAACUCUACGGCAAGACUAUUACAGGCGGAAAGGUGGCGGCUAUGGUGCGGAUGGCGUUUAGUGCAAAGACUGGGGUUACGAUGAAGAUUGAUGUCAGGAGUGAGGAGGAGGGUGUUGCCGCCCUCGUUGUGGGUAGUGUGUCGUAG